AUGAAUAAGCUUUACAUCGGAAACCUGAGUGAAAACGUGACGGUGGCAGAGUUGGAGACGGUCUUUGCCGACUGGAAGAUCCCCUUCAGCGGCCAAUUCCUGGUGAAGACGGGCUAUGCCUUUGUGGACUGUCCAGACGAGAGCUGUGCCAUGAAAGCCAUCGACACCUUAUCCGGAAAAGUGGAACUGCAUGGGAAACGCAUCGAAGUGGAGCAUUCGGUGCCCAAAAGACAGAGAAGUCGCAAGAUCCAGAUUAGGAACAUCCCACCACACUUGCAGUGGGAGGUCUUGGAUGGUUUGUUAGCACAGCACGGAACAGUGGAAAACUGCGAACAAGUGAACACAGAGACGGAGUCUGCAGUGGUGAACGUUACAUACGGAACCAAGGACCAGGCGAGGCAAGCCAUCACCAAGCUGAACGGUCACCAGAUGGAGAGCUACUGCCUGACGGUCACCUACAUCCCCGACGAGCAGGCAGCCCAGCCCGGCCAGGAGAUGGGCCGGAGGGGCUUCAGCAGCAGAGGUCCCUCCCAGCAGGGCUCGGGCGGCUCAGCGCCUGUGAAGCAGCCCUUCGACAUCCCGCUUCGCAUCCUGGUGCCCACCCAGUUCGUGGGAGCCAUCAUCGGAAAAGAAGGGGCCACCAUUCGGAACAUCACCAAACAGACACAGUCUAAGAUCGACGUCCACAGGAAGGAGAACGCAGGAGCAGCCGAGAAGCCGAUCAGUAUCCACUCGACCGCGGAGGGCAGCUCUGCCGCGUGCAAAAUGAUCCUGGAAAUCAUGCAACAGGAGGCACAAGCCACCAAGACGGCAGAAGAGGUUCCGUUGAAAAUCCUGGCGCACAAUAACUUUGUGGGGAGGCUGAUCGGGAAGGAAGGCAGGAACCUGAAGAAAGUGGAGCAGGACACGGAAACCAAAAUCACCAUCUCUCCUCUGCAGGAUCUAACCUUGUACAACCCAGAGAGAACCAUCACUGUGAAAGGCUCCAUAGAAGCCUGCUGCAAGGCUGAGGAGGACAUCAUGAAGAAAGUGCGGGAAGCCUAUGAGAACGACAUCGCCGCUAUGAAUCUCCAGGCCAAUUUGAUUCCUGGCCUGAACCUGAACGCCCUGGGCCUCUUCCCACCCACAUCAGCCACAGUUCCACCUCCCCCCGUGGGGGUGGCAUCAGCGACUCCUUACGGCUCUUACGUGCAAACCCCAGAGCAGGAGACGGUUCAUGUCUUCAUCCCCGCCCAGGCCGUGGGUGCCAUCAUCGGCAAGAAAGGGCAGCACAUCAAACAGCUGUCCCGGUUUGCUGGUGCUUCCAUCAAGAUCGCCCCAGCAGAAAGCCCAGACACCAAACAAAGGAUGGUGAUCAUCACAGGCCCUCCCGAGGCCCAGUUUAAGGCCCAGGGAAGGAUCUACGGGAAACUGAAGGAGGAAAAUUUCUUUGGACCAAAGGAAGAAGUUAAACUUGAGACGCACAUCAAAGUUGCUGCCUCAGCCGCUGGCAGAGUAAUAGGCAAAGGAGGAAAAACUGUGAAUGAACUACAGAAUCUCUCCAGUGCGGAGGUAGUUGUACCACGAGACCAGGUGCCAGAUGAGAAUGACCAAGUUGUUGUCAAGAUUAUUGGUCACUUUUAUGCAAGUCAGCUCGCCCAAAGGAAGAUCAGGGAUAUAUUGGCUCAAGUCAAGCAGCAACAACAGAAGUUACAAAGCAGCCAAUCUCAGCCACGGAGAAAGUGAAGACCCUAAAAUACUCCAAAGGCCCCUUUCCCUUCUCUUUCCCCUCUCCCCC
Molecule: messenger RNA, 1777 nt
Organism: Callorhinchus milii (elephant shark)
Lineage: Eukaryota; Metazoa; Chordata; Chondrichthyes; Chimaeriformes; Callorhinchidae
Gene: igf2bp1
Product: insulin-like growth factor 2 mRNA binding protein 1
Exons: 15
Coding region: 1-1725 (574 amino acids)
Biological process (GO): nervous system development; regulation of gene expression
Cellular component (GO): cytoplasm; nucleus; cytosol
Molecular function (GO): mRNA 3'-UTR binding
Source: RefSeq, a predicted model, not a curated record